UGUUUUGCUUUCCAUUUCCAGCGUCGGCUUCGGCGAGCGGUGCGCGCGGAGUUCGCACUUGCAGCGCGACCGUCAUCAUGAUGCCUGCUGAACUGUCAGAUUUUAUCCUGAAGACUCUGUGUCAACACCAAGGAUGUCUCGAUUACAAGCAGCUUUGUCUCGCGGUGCGGCGGAGCAACGCCAACGGUGCUACGGAUGAGAUCCUUCGCAGUGUUUUGAAUGACAGCACUAGAUUUGUCAUGGCUCGAGCGAAGAGCGGAAAGGUUUUGGGUUCGGAGCCCAGUCCGGACACCGCCGUCAUCGUAGCCAAAACGGCGCUGCGAGUGUGUCCGAGUCUCGAGGAAGACUGCGACUCCUGUAGCGAUCUUCACCUCUGCAGGUAUUUUGUCAACGGAGGCUGCAAAUACAAGAACAAGUGCAAACACACCCAUGACCUGGACUCGUACCAUAACACAGUGCUCUUGAAAAGAGAUGGUCUCUUGGACCUGGACAAGGUGGAGCUCUUCCAGCUGCUGCUGCAGAAUGACACCAGCCUGCUGCCUAAUAUUUGUUCGUAUUACAACGCUGGCAAAGGAGUCCACGGGAGCUGCAAUUUCAAAAACGAAUGCAAGAAACUCCAUAUCUGCAAGCACUUCUUCCAAGACAGCUGCAAGUUUGGUGCGACGUGCACACGGUCCCACACAUUCGACGACAGAGCGAAGGAAAUCCUGAAAGGCUGGGGUCUCAGUGCGGAGAACCAGCUCAUCUUGCAGAAGAUCUACAGGAACAGGUUUAUUAUCUCCAGAAGUGUGGAGAAAUCAGAUGAGACCAACCAGACAGAGGCAGUGGGAGAUUCUUCAGCAUCUGUCAAACCCAUAAAUGAGGCCAGCAAGGACAUUUGCCUGUUUUUUCUUCAGGGCAAGUGCCGCUUCGACGCAACAUGCCGCUCCGUGCACUGCCCUUUGCCUUACAAAUGGGAAAAGUUAGACAGCAAUGGCAUGACCUGGAAGGAUGUUCCCAAUGAGGAAGAUGUGGAGAUGGCCUACUGCAACCCAGAAAAUGACUCAAGCACGGAGUCUCCACCCGUGAAUUUCCUCACCAUGAUGUGCGAGUCCGCUAAAGUGCGCCGGCUCUCCACUCCAUCUUCGGUGAAGAUGCUCUCCCCCUUCCCGCUGGCCACCGAGUGGAUCUGGUACCGGAAGAAUGACAACGGGAGGUGGAUCGAGUUGGAGACUGAGCAGGUGAAGAAGUCGAUCCCUUCAGCAACAUCUGAGAUGGUGGAGAAGCUUUAUUUAGGGAACGUCAACGGCAGCGUCCCCAUCAGUGUUGGAAAUAAGACGUGCACUCUGAACUGUAGAGCCCGUGUCUGCGCUGCUGUCUUAGAUAUGUACCUGCGGAGCGACGAAGACGAGGCCAAAGUGGCGUUGAGAAGGAGACCGCGAAGGAGAAACUGAACAGUUCCUGAUCCGGCACAAAGACCCCGGGCCGGAGUGGGAUUCGCUUUAAGCCCCGGGUGCUGCGCACUGAAGACCAGCCCUUCCUCGGCUAUACUGCCGACUGAACAACGAAGCACUAACUAAUGUGGCUGUCGUGCCACCGUACGCUAAUCAAAUAGGCUGUAGCCUGUGCCAAAUUAAAUAAUGAUGUAUCAACAGCAAACUAAUUAAUACCUGUGAAAAUGAACUCGUUGCAAACCGCUUUGAUCUGUGAAAAUAAUGACCUGAAAUUACACGUGGUCUUAGCUCACGGUGUCGCUUUCUUAGGAAUAUCUUGGCAAAUAAAACCUUUUCCCACACUAAGACAUAUAUAAUCGCCUUAGCGGGUCAAGCUCCCUCAGCUUGUUUGCCUCCUCAUCGUCGACAAGAGCGUGAAUGUUUGCAAGCGCUCCCGGGUGCGAGAACUCCUUAUUCUGUUCUUUGCACACCUGUGCAGACAAACAGCACUACUAAACUAAUAGAAAUGAACGCAAACUUGAGAACUGCCUGCAAUUCUUUUUUUUUUUUUUUUUUUUUGAAAUUAUG
Molecule: messenger RNA, 2000 nt
Organism: Scleropages formosus (Asian bonytongue)
Lineage: Eukaryota; Metazoa; Chordata; Actinopteri; Osteoglossiformes; Osteoglossidae
Product: protein mono-ADP-ribosyltransferase PARP12-like
Exons: 9
Coding region: 78-1433 (451 amino acids)
Cellular component (GO): nucleus
Molecular function (GO): metal ion binding; NAD+ poly-ADP-ribosyltransferase activity
Source: RefSeq, a predicted model, not a curated record